AUGGACUUGGGAGGGAACUCUUCGCCUCCCAAGCAACCAGCAGCUCUUCCCCAGGCUGGGUUAGUGCACGAUUUUCUUGGACGCCAGUUGUUCUUUCGCUUGGGAAACAACAAACCCUUUAAUUCCAGGGUCGAUCCACAGGUAUUCAAGGGGAUAGAUAACGAGCGUACGAAUAUUAGGAAAGAAAGGAGAAAUACUCACCAAAAAAAGGGAACUCGAUCAAAGGUGCCAGAUCCACACUCUUACACUUUGCGGGUUGCCGCGUGUCUCCCCAUUUUCAUUUUCCUCAAAGCUACGAGACCUCGUGUCCGAUCACGAGGGCCUCUCAAGUCGUUUGGAAAAAUUACUGAUCCCUGUGCUCGCAAUCGAUACUUUAGGGAAUUACCCAUGCGAGCAAGGGCUACGACUAUUUACCAAUAA
Molecule: messenger RNA, 420 nt
Organism: Cotesia congregata
Lineage: Eukaryota; Metazoa; Arthropoda; Insecta; Hymenoptera; Braconidae
Source: the annotation of a GenBank genome assembly